AAGCCAUCUCGCUGUUGUCCCAUACAGCCCGUCAGUGUUUGCCUGAGGAGUCAUAAUAUUUGCUCCACUGAUCUCGCGGAGAUUCGCAUCUACUAUCCGACCAGAAGGCUGAAUAUAGGUAUCUACUGAGUCUCGCAGAGCGGUGUCCAGGCCAUCUCUUCUCUUUCACUUCAAUCCUCCGUCUAGUACUUGCCUCAUCUACGGUGCCCGAGGUGCUCGCUGUGGCGAACAUGGAGUACUUCGAUUUUGAGGACGCCUCCAACGUCCCUCCCUUCGAUCUCGAAGACUAUGCUUCGUCAUUGGCCCAUGAACCCACUGAGCAGGAUGCCAAUGAAAGCUACGAGUCACUCUUUUUCGACAAGACUAAUACCCUGCCUGCCUCUCGACAUGCGACAGCUGGACCCAUGAAACUAAAACUGAUCAACAAUGUUGAAAUUGAAGUCAUUCCUCAUACAGCCGAUGUCUCCGCUGACUAUCCCAUGUUUCGUGCCAAAGUUGCCUGUGAUCUCUGUUCAAGGAUGGGCCUCGACUGCUUCCUCGCCACAAGAGGAGCCAUGGUGACGGGAUGUACCUGUUGCAUAUCACUCUAUAGAGAAUGCAGUUUCGUUCACCCAAAGAUCCCCAAGGGCUUCGUCAGCACCUUUCCUGGCAUCACUGAGGACCAGCAAGUCUGCGAGGGUUCCAUCACUGAACGCCGCAGGGCCAUGAGAUCUAUGGAAGAGGGCCGAGGACGCAAGACUGGUGCCCGUUUCCCUCGAGAGGCAGUGAGAAUCUUGAAGCAGUGGCUUGCAGACCACAGCGACCACCCGUACCCCACUGAACGAGAAAAGGAUGAACUGAAACAACUCACCGGCUUGAAGAGAAGUCAAAUAGCAAACUGGCUCGCAAACGCUCGAAGGAGAGGCAAGGCCAGGCCUGACAACUCCGACCCAUCCUCUCCGAUGCUCGGUGCCAUUGACAUUCCUUCAAAUUCCGAUAGAUACGACAAUGCUCAUCUCAAUCCCCUGGACAGAUGGAAAGCUUCACCACCGGAAAAUGAACCUGCUUCCAUGACCGCUAUUGCUCGUGCCGUCACUGCCACUCCUCUCCCGGUCCGCAACAAUUCCAUCUCUAGUCUUCACGGUUCUCGGGCCAGUUCCAAAAAGUCGUCGAGCGAAAAUGACUCUUCCUUUUCCAUGUUCCGGGCUCCAUCCGUGAGCAGUUUUGAAACACGAGAGUCGAGUAACAGUGAUCUCACCUUUGCUUCGUCAAGGUCCACCAAGUCCAGAGGAUCCUUUGCCUCGUCUCAAGAUCGUCGGAGGCGGCGCCGAGCCCCUAUGACACAACGAGCUGCAGCUCAACAGGCCAAAUCUCGAAAUGCUAGAAUUUUCCAAUGCACCUUCUGUACAGACACAUUCCCUGCAAAGUACGAUUGGCAACGACAUGAGAAAUCUCUACAUCUAGCACUCGAACGAUGGACCUGCUGUCCAGACGGAGGUAUAAUGAAUGAUAAGCUCACUGGCAUCCCCAUCUGUGUCUUCUGCAAGGAGGCCAACCCAACAGCAGAUCAUCUAGAAUCUCACAAUUUCACUACUUGUCAAGAAAAGACGUUGCAAGAACGAACCUUUUAUCGAAAGGAUCAUCUGAGUCAACACCUAAAGUUGAUGCAUAACACAAAGGUUCAGCCUCAUAUGGAGCAGUGGAAGACCACCAACAACGAGAUCAAAUCAGCAUGUGGGUUCUGUCCAUCAAAGUUCACCACUUGGCAACAGCGAGCCGAUCACCUCGCGGCACACUUCCGGAAUGGUGCGGAUAUGAGUGGGUGGUCCAAUGGAUGGGGCUUCGAACCAUUUGUCGAAAGACUGGUCGAAAAUGCCCUACCUCCAUAUCUCAUCGGGUAUGAGAGGAACACAAUGGAACCUUAUGUUGCCCGCCGUGAGCCUUCCAAGGACACAUCAUCUUCUGAUACCGGAAUGACCAUUGGCACAUCUGCUGACGGUGGAGAUGUCGACCAGAUGACCAAGGAUUCCAACUGCUGGGGUCGCCUGGAACAGGAGUUGAUCAAGUUUGUCGGUCGAUAUAAAGGUGCUGGCAAAAUUCCUUCAGAUAAGGAAAUUCAAGAUCAGGCUCGCAUGAUCAUCUACGAGGACACCGAUCCAUGGAACUGGACGUCUGCAGACAAUCAGCAAUGGUUGGAAACCUUCAAGUACCAACAAGGAAUUGGACCAUAUACCGAAGCCAUGGUCACACCUUUACUGGCCGAAGUGCCAAUCAUGCCACCGUAUGUCGUCAAAGGAGGUUUGAAAGCAAAAGUACUAGCAGACAAUUGUGCAUCUGCUCGCAGUAAGGGGUCAUCUGCUUCUGUGAGCAACAACCACUCGAGGUCAAACUCACAAGGUCUCUCAAACAGUCUACCCAACUCUACCAUGGCGCCGACACCGACGUUUGAGCAGAACAUGGACUUUGACUUCGACAGCAUAGAUUUUAGCAAUCUAGACCUCGGAAUGAUGGACGAUGUCAACUUUGAUAUGGAUAUGACUGGCACAGCCGCGGCACAUGUCAACGGAGGACUGAACGUCGCUCACUCAACGUCUUUUCAGCCCAGCUUGCCUGCUGAUCCGAUCUUUGACACCUUUGCCUCUGACCAGGGAACAGCCUUUUUGAACACGGGGGUGCAACAGCAACAACAACAACAACAACCUCAAACUUCGGCAUUAAUGAGUGAGCAGGAUUUCAACCAGUUGUCAGGAUACAUGGCUGGCUUCAAAUAGAUAUGAAAGAUGGACUAGGCAGACAUACGUCCCUACCAUCACUUGACCUAUCAUCUUGAAAGAUAGAACACACUCUAAGUUCUAAUUAGGUAGACAAUGUUAGGAGUUAUUUGUGGUAUAUCCUCACUAUCCUAUAGCUGCUUAAUAUUCUUUGAUCAGAUCUACAC
This is a messenger RNA of Exophiala mesophila, 2917 nucleotides long. RefSeq lists its product as uncharacterized. The transcript has a single exon. NCBI's taxonomy places the organism in Eukaryota, Fungi, Ascomycota, Eurotiomycetes, Chaetothyriales, Herpotrichiellaceae. The record is from RefSeq and is a predicted model, not a curated record. The coding region runs from base 231 to 2750 and encodes 839 amino acids. Gene Ontology annotation, molecular function: DNA binding. Gene Ontology annotation, biological process: regulation of DNA-templated transcription.